GUUAGAGGCAAAAUGGCCGACCUGUUCGAACCUGAUGUCGGAACUGCAUAUUACAGGUCUUCUGACCCUGUAAAGAAUCUCAAAAUAUGUGUGAAGUUGGACAGAAUCACAUCCACAAGCCUGGUCCCAACUGCAGCAACAGGUGUGGGUACAGCUCCAGCUGGUGGGGGCGAUGUGGCCAGCCACACCUCUGGGGAUGAGAUGGAGAUGCAGGACCGGAACAAACCUGGCCUAAAGGACAAGGAGGAGACAGUCAUCAGCUGGCAGCAGAAAAUAUUUAGUCAAAGAGAAAUCGACUAUUAUAAACAAGACAUUGAUUGGAUGAAUCCUGUUGAUAAGAAUUAUCACAUAGAAGUUACAAAACUGUUGAGCAAAGGUAGACCAAGAAACAGAUUGUUCACAUAUGUUGACCAUGAUUCAUUUUCACAGGAAGAUAAGGCCACAGAAUAUCUCACAACCUCACCAAAUGAACAUCCGACAUUUCUCUCAGAAAAGAUGGCUCAUGUGCGGAAGAGAAGGGUUGGCACAGGAAACAAGCAGAAAAGAGAGAGGGACCAUACAUUUGUGCCAAAACUUAACAUAAUAGAGGAUGACCCAAAUGAGGAAUUGAUCUUGCGGAACCAUUUAGGGUCGACUCCAAUACAGGUCAUGCACAUUAUGGCUGACCUCAGUCCUGGAAAAGGAGCACCUGCCCUGGAUGAGGAGGAGGUGGUGUUGUGUACUAUACAGAUCAAGGGUGACGGGGUGCUCUCCAUACACCCGGACUUCAACAGGGGACGCAAGGCUUACGUCAAGGAAUCUCAGAAACAGUUUGGCAAGGAGGUGUUUGAAUACAUACUAGAUCAUGCUUCCAAAGAGAUGAACAGACAGGAGGCGGACCGCGAGUUGAAGAUGUUCCGGGAGGUGUAUUCUCGACACAAAGAUUUCCUCCAGGCCUGUGUUGGUGGAGACUUUGACAUGCCAGGACCAGAUGUCUUGCGCAUGCUGGUGUAUGGGGAAAUAGAGUCGGCAAAGAACUUUGAGUAUGAUGACCUUUAUCUUCACUUCUUUGUCGAUCUCCCAAAGUACUGGACGGUGGAGAGACAACAGCCCAUGUCCUGGAUCACACAGACCUGCUCCACCAAGGUCCUCGGACGGGACGAUGUUGCCUACUUCAGUUUUCCAUUCCAUUUUGAGGCAUUCUACCAUAAUGAUAAUCUGGAUGAGGAGGAAAAGGAGUUGGAAAUACCUCGUUUCCCCACCAUCAUGGUUGAAGUAUUGUCACUGGACUCAUGGCAGCGGUACAGGACAGAGGGAUACAGCUACCUCACAGUGCCUGGACAGCCAGGUCGUCACCAGGAGACGAUUCAGUGCUGGCGGCCCAUGGGCUCCAGUGUCACCUCCCAGCUACGCAGGUUCUUCAUUGGUGGCUCCCCAGAGCUGGAGGAUCCCACAUACCAGGCCAUACCAUCCACAUUCCAGGGGAAGUAUUUAAGCAAGUAUGGAUUCAAGACAGAGUCUACAGGCAGUGUUGAUAUCAGCCUCAAUGUCAUUAUGCAGUCCAGGGCAUUCCGAGACAAGAAAGCCAACAGACAGUCCCUGAGUUCACUGCUGGAGGCUCUUGGCAUAAAUGCAGUACAGCAGAACAUCUCCAAUGUCCUAGAUGCCUUCAAGAAAGCUCGCCAGAGAAUGUUACAGACGAGAGAAAAUGUUUCGCAAGGCAUGUUAAAGACUGGUUCAAAAACUACAACUGCCUAGUGUAGAUGUUUGGUGACAUAUUAUUUCCGUCCAUAUUACCAACCUUGUUAGAAAUCAUGUGUGAGGAUUAUCAUUCAAAUAACAGUGGUUACUGAAUGACUGUGAUACAGAAAUGCUAGUAGUGAUAUUGGAGAGACAUUGAUGAACUUGUAGUCAAGAAGAUAAGGAGUGUUGUAUUAACAUAUUAGUCACAUCUUUGAAAAUAGUGUAUAUUUGAAUUAUUGUUUGUAUAUAUUUUUUUUAUUUAUUAGAGGCUAAAAUCAUGAAUAAAUUUUCAAAGCUGUA
Molecule: messenger RNA, 2022 nt
Organism: Mya arenaria
Lineage: Eukaryota; Metazoa; Mollusca; Bivalvia; Myida; Myidae
Product: tectonic-like complex member MKS1
Exons: 19
Coding region: 13-1737 (574 amino acids)
Biological process (GO): cilium assembly
Cellular component (GO): MKS complex
Source: RefSeq, a predicted model, not a curated record